Pseudomassariella vexata is the source of this 1002-nucleotide messenger RNA. RefSeq names its product glycoside hydrolase family 18 protein. Gene Ontology annotation, cellular component: extracellular region. Gene Ontology annotation, molecular function: chitinase activity. The coding region runs from base 1 to 1002 and encodes 333 amino acids. The record is from RefSeq and is a predicted model, not a curated record. The transcript has a single exon. NCBI's taxonomy places the organism in Eukaryota, Fungi, Ascomycota, Sordariomycetes, Amphisphaeriales, Pseudomassariaceae. Gene Ontology annotation, biological process: carbohydrate metabolic process.
AUGGCGCCCAUCCGCCCUAUUUCAGCACCGCGCAUCGUCUUGUACCACCAGACGACGCACAAUCCAGAUGGGAGCCACAUCUCGAUCCUGCCCCUGUUGACCCAGCCGGGCAUCGCUCUGACUCAUCUGAUUGUGGCGGCAAUCCACAUCAACGAGGACCCUAACGCCAUAACUCUCAAUGACCACCACCCCUCAGACCCGCGAUACACGACCCUGUGGGCCGAGACACGCAUAGCCCAAGCAAGUGGGAUUCAAGUCCUGGGUAUGCUCGGCGGCGCGGCUAAGGGGUCGUACUGCCGUCUGGACAAGGACGAGGCCACCUUCGAAGCGUACUACGUCCCCGUGCGAGACCUGAUCCGGCAGCGGGGUCUGCAGGGCCUCGACCUGGACGUAGAAGAAGACUUUUCGCUGGGAGGCAUGGUGCGGCUAAUCGACCGGCUGCGGCUCGACUUCGGGGCCGAAUUCCUCAUCACGCUGGCACCCGUGGCAGCGGCGCUGCUGGACGUCCGCCAUAACAUGAGCGGAUUCGACUACGAGGCGCUGGAGGUAAUGCGCGGGAAGGAGAUUGCCUGGUACAAUGCGCAGUUCUACAACGGGUGGGGGAACGCCGGAAACCCGUUCAUGUACGAGUUGAUGGUGGCCAGGGGGUGGCCGCCCGAGAAGGUUGUCGUGGGGUUGUUGACCACGGGGGAAAAUGGGAAUGGGUUCGUGCCGUGGGAGCUGAUGGGACCCAAUCUGGGGUUGUUGAGAAGGCAGUUUGAGAGGUUUGGCGGGGUCAUGGGAUGGGAGUACUUCAAUUCCUCUCCUGGGGGAAGAGAUAGGCCUUGGGAGUGGGCUCAGAGGAUGACGGAAACACUGAGAGCAGGAGAAGGGAAAGGAACAGAGCACAGACCCUCUGGUGUUGCAAACGCUCUGAAGGGCGAUGACGAGGACGACGAUGCUACACCCGCUGCCCCGCUGCCCGCACCAUUUGUCUACCAAACUGAUGGUGAGGACGCGUGA